AUGGACACCCACAUCGGAUCCGUGGACGGGGCGGCGCUGGCGGCGGCGAACGGCACGGUGGGCUGCCCGGCGUCGGCGCCGGGGUGCCCGAUGGCGUCCACGCCGGCGCAGCCCGCGGCGGCGCUGACGGCCGGGGAGGCGUCGCUGGGGCGCCACCUCGCGCGCCGCCUCGUGCAGGUCGGCGUCGGCGACGUCUUCGCCGUCCCCGGGGACUUCAACCUCACGCUGCUCGACCACCUGAUCGCCGAGCCCGGGCUGCGCCUCGUCGGCUGCUGCAACGAGCUCAACGCCGGGUACGCCGCCGACGGGUACGCCCGCGCGCGGGGCGUCGGGGCGUGCGCUGUCACGUUCACCGUCGGGGGGCUCAGCGUGCUCAACGCCAUCGCGGGCGCCUACAGCGAGAACCUGCCCGUCAUCUGCAUCGCCGGCGGGCCCAACUCCAACGACUACGGGACCAACCGCAUCCUCCACCACACCAUCGGCCUCCCCGACUUCUCGCAGGAGCUCCGCUGCUUCCAGACCGUCACCUGCCACCAGGCGGUGGUGACCAAUCUGGACGACGCGCACGAGCAGAUCGACACAGCCAUCGCCACGGCGCUGAGGGAGAGCAAGCCGGUGUAUCUUAGCAUUAGCUGCAACCUCCCCGGCCUACCUCACCCUACCUUUAGCCGCGACCCCGUGCCGUUCUUCCUCUCCCCCAGGAUGAGCAACAAGAUGGGGCUAGAGGCUGCAGUUGAGGCAACCGUUGAGUUCCUGAACAAGGCUGUGAAGCCGGUGCUUGUCGGUGGCGCCAAAUUGCGUGUGGCAAAGGCAGGAAAGGCAUUUGUGGAUCUGGUCGAUGCCAGCGGUUAUGCUUAUGCAGUGAUGCCAUCGGCCAAGGGUCUUGUGCCAGAGACUCAUCCCCACUUCAUCGGCACCUACUGGGGUGCUGUUAGCACUGCCUUCUGUGCUGAGAUUGUUGAGUCGGCUGAUGCCUACCUCUUUGCCGGCCCCAUUUUCAAUGACUACAGCUCUGUUGGCUACUCUUUCCUCCUCAAGAAGGACAAGGCCAUCAUCGUCCAGCCUGAACGUGUGAUAGUCGGGAAUGGGCCAGCAUUCGGAUGUGUCAUGAUGAAGGAAUUCUUGUCUGAAUUGGCUAAGAGGGUUAAGAAGAACACCACUGCCUAUGAGAACUACAAGAGGAUCUUUGUGCCCGAGGGCCAGCCGCUGGAAAGUGAGCCGAAUGAGCCGUUGCGUGUCAAUGUGCUCUUCAAGCACAUUCAGAAGAUGAUUACAGGUGACAGUGCCGUGAUCGCUGAGACUGGUGACUCCUGGUUCAACUGCCAGAAGCUGAAGCUGCCCGAGGGCUGCGGGUAUGAAUUCCAGAUGCAGUAUGGUUCAAUUGGAUGGUCAGUUGGUGCAUUGCUUGGCUACGCUCAGGGGGCGAACGACAAGCGUGUGAUUGCUUGCAUCGGUGAUGGGAGCUUCCAGGUUACAGCACAGGAUGUGUCAACUAUGCUGCGAUGCCAGCAGAACAGCAUAAUUUUCCUGAUCAACAAUGGUGGGUACACCAUUGAGGUGGAAAUCCACGACGGACCUUACAACGUCAUCAAGAACUGGAACUACACCGGCCUUGUGGAUGCCAUUCACAAUGGAGAGGGCAAGUGCUGGACCUCAAAGGUGAAGUGCGAGGAGGAGCUGACGGCUGCGAUUGAGACGGCGCUGGGGGAGAAGAAGGACUGCCUGUGCUUCAUCGAGGUGAUCGCGCACAAGGAUGACACCAGCAAAGAGCUGCUGGAGUGGGGCUCCAGAGUCUCUGCUGCCAACUCCCGUCCACCGAAUCCUCAGUAGAGCAGUCUGGCAAGCUCCAAGCUUCAAGGUCCUCGGUAGUGGUGGUAGAACGAUGGGACUCAAUCGAAUAACGUGAACGCCAUGCCCUUUCUGUUAUGUUCUCCUUGUUUAGUGCCUGAUUCUCAUUGUUCUUGAUGGUCCUGUAUCUAUUUGUGACAAUUCCCCUGUUUCUCGUACGUGAAUGCCGCAGAGAAUUAUGGGAAAUUUCAGGUUUUGUGACUA
Panicum hallii is the source of this 2052-nucleotide messenger RNA. Its product is annotated as pyruvate decarboxylase 2. NCBI's taxonomy places the organism in Eukaryota, Viridiplantae, Streptophyta, Magnoliopsida, Poales, Poaceae. Gene Ontology annotation, molecular function: magnesium ion binding; thiamine pyrophosphate binding; carboxy-lyase activity. The coding region runs from base 1 to 1830 and encodes 609 amino acids. The transcript has 6 exons. The record is from RefSeq and is a predicted model, not a curated record.